Molecule: messenger RNA, 2976 nt
Organism: Acaulospora morrowiae
Lineage: Eukaryota; Fungi; Glomeromycota; Glomeromycetes; Diversisporales; Acaulosporaceae
Source: the annotation of a GenBank genome assembly
UAUACGGAAUAACUCAAGAUACAACUGGCCAAUAUAUGAUUGUACUUGAAGAUUCUUAUUUUAUAAGGUAUAAGAUAUUUGGAGAAUGUGCACAAUGCGGGCGAUACAAUACUUCAGAAGCAUGGUGUCAGUCGUGUGAUACUUAUAAAGCUACUCAAGGAUGGACUAGUGGAAAUAAGGAUAUCGAUAAUUGCAUUAAAGAAAUUCAGCUUAAAGCUAUUAAAUAUGAAAACGUAAUUGAAUGGAUUCCAUUUAAUAGGUUAUCCAACUUGCAAAAAGUUGAUGAAUCAAGAUUUCAGGCAUUAUGGUUAGAUGGGAUACGAAAGGCUAAAAAUUAUACACGGUUACGUACAUUGCCAUGUUCAGUCGAACUUAAGAAAUUUGAUUGUUUACAAGUUGAUGCAUUAGAAUUUAUAAGAAAUAACAAUAAAGUAUACGGAAUAACUCAAGAUACAACUGGCCAAUAUAUGAUUGUAUUUGAAGAUUCUUAUUUUAUAAGGUAUAAAAUAUUUGGAGAAUGUACACAAUGCGAGAGAUAUAAUACUUCAACAGCAUGGUGUCAGUCGUGUGAUCCUUUUAAAACUACUCAAGGAUGGACUAGUGGAAAUAAAGAUGUGGAUAAUUGCAUUAAAGAAGUUCAGCUUGAAGCUACUGAAUAUGAAGACGUAAUUGAGUGGAUUCCAUUCAAUAGGUUAUCUGAAUUUAGAAACAUCGGCGAAACAGAAUUUCAGGCAUUAUGGUUAGAUGGAAUACGAAAGAUCAAAAAUAAUACACAAUCUCGUGCAUUAUCAUGUUCAGUCGAACUUAAGAAAUUUAAUGGUUUACAAGCUGAUGCAUUAGAAUUUAUAAGAAAUUUUAAAAAUUGUAUUCAGUUAAAGGAUAGUAAACAUAAAAUAUACGGAAUAACUCAAGAUACAACUGGUCAAUAUAUGAUCGUACUUGAAGAUUCUUAUUUUAUAAGGUAUAAGAUAUUCGGAGAAUGUGCACAAUGCGAGAGAUAUAAUACUUCAGAAGCAUGGUGUCAGUCGUGUGAUCCUUUUAAAACUACUGAAGGAUGGACUAGUGGAAAUAAUGAUAUCGAUAAUUGCAUUAAAGAAUUUCAACUUAAAACUAUUAAAUAUGAAAACGUAAUUGAGUGGAUUCCAUUUAAUAGGUUAUCUAACUUGCAAAAAGUUGAUGAUGAAUCAAGAUUUCAAGCAUUAUGGCUAGAUGGGGUACGAAAGUCUAAAAAUCAUACACGGUUACGUACAUUACCAUGUUUAGUCGAACUUAAGAAAUUUGAUGGUUUACAAGUUGAUGCAUUAGAAUUUAUAAGAAAUUUUAAAUAUUAUAUUCAAUCAAAUGAUUUAAAUUAUAAAGUACAUGGAAUAACACAACAUGCAGAAAUUAAUCAAUAUAUGAUCGUAUUUUCUUAUAUGAGAUACACUGAAUAUGGAGGAUGUAAACAGUGCAAGAGACAUAAUACUGCUUUUACCUGGUGCCGUUCGUGUGAUCAUUUUAAAACUACUCAAGUAUGGACUAGUGGAAAUAAUGAUAUUGAUAAUUACAUUAAAGAAAUUCAGCUUAAAGCUACUGAUUAUGAAGACGUGAUUGAGUGGAUUCCAUUCAACAGGCUAUUUGAAUUUCGAAACAUCGGCGGAGCGGAAUUUCAGGCAUUAUGGUUAGAUGGAAUACGAAAGAUAAAAAAUAAUACACAAUCACGUACAUCAUCAUGUAUAGUCGAACUUAAGAAAUUUAAUGGUUUACAAGUUGAUGCAUUAGAAUUUAUAAGAAAUGAUAUCAAACAUAAAAUAUACGGAAUAACCCGGGAUACAGCUGGACAAUAUAUGAUUGUGUGGGAUGAUUUUUAUUCUACAAGGUGUAGGAUAUAUGGAGAAUGUGCACAAUGCGAGAGAUAUAAUACUUCAGAAGCAUGGUGUCAGUCGUGUGAUCCUUAUAAAACUACUCAAGGAUGGACUAGUGGAAAUAAUGGUAUCGAUAAUAGCAUUAAAGAACUUCAGCUUAGUGCUACAAGACAUGAAGAUGUUAUUGAGUGGAUUUCUUUUAAUAGAUUAAUUAAUUUACGCAAGAUUGGAGAGACAACGCUUAUUGCAAUAUGGCUAGAUGGAAUACGAAAGGUCGAAAAUAAUGCACAAUCACGUUCGUCUUCACACAUAGUAGAACUUAAGGCAUUAGACAAUCCUCAAAUAAAUGCAUUAAAUUUUAUAAGAAAAUUUAAGAACCAAAAUAAAGAAUAUAAAGUAUACGGGAUAACUCAAGAUAUCUCAACACAAUAUAUGGUUGUGGUUAAUUUUACUUUUAUAGGAGAUAAGAAAAUAACUCAAGGAUGGACAAGUGAAAGUAUCAACAUUGACAAUUGCAUUAAGGAGUUUCAAUCUAUAGCCACCGAGUAUGAUGAAGUGAUAGAAUGGAUUUCUUUUGACAGAUUGAGUAAUAUUCGAGAGAUCGGAAAAGGGGGAUUUGGAUGCGUUUAUUCCGCAAUCUGGUUAGACGGAAAACGAAAAAUCCUAAAUAACGGCAAGGAGUUUAUACAGUCACGUACACAAUCUUAUACCGUCGCACUUAAACUUUGCCCGGUUCUCAAACAAGGAACCCCCGAUUUCUAUGUUGAUUUUGCAAAUCUAUGUAUGAAUUCUGAUCCACAAAAGCGACCUACAGCUAAAAUUAUUUUUCAAAAGCUUGAAAAAUGGUAUGGUUUUAUAGAAGAACUUGAUGAAAUUGAAAUUGACGAAGAUGACAUGAGUGUAAUAGAUCUCGACAAAGUUGAUGAACCAGAAAAAGUAGAAAUAAGUAAUAAAUUUUGGGAAUCCGAUGAAAUAGUUAAGCAACUACCCAUAACUUUGCAGAAACAUCAAGAUGUCACAUAUACAAGUCAAUUUAUCGAUACUUAUUAUAUUUCUCAACAAUACAACAAAUUAGUUAAAAGCGAUAAUUUAUCUCAACAGCAUGAUGAAUCAAUUGAUAUUAGCACAACAG